This is a messenger RNA of Aedes aegypti (yellow fever mosquito), 870 nucleotides long. RefSeq names its product trafficking protein particle complex subunit 8-like. Gene Ontology annotation, biological process: endoplasmic reticulum to Golgi vesicle-mediated transport; protein localization to phagophore assembly site. Lineage: Eukaryota; Metazoa; Arthropoda; Insecta; Diptera; Culicidae. Gene Ontology annotation, cellular component: TRAPPIII protein complex; phagophore assembly site; cytoplasmic vesicle. Bases 319 to 870 code for a protein of 183 amino acids. The record is from RefSeq and is a predicted model, not a curated record. The transcript has 4 exons.
AAGCUCCAUUCCGGGUUGGUCCACCAUCACCACCAGCGACCAAAAUCCACCCGCUACACCAGCCAGCAUGUCGCGGCAGCACGCAGGGCCGCUCCCACCGGCAGUUCGCAUCAUCAAGGGCCCAGAGCCGCACUCAUCUAGCCACACCAGUCGGCGGCCCGCAAGAACAACCCGUCGCAUCCUUUCUGCUGCAUCGAUCUCCAGCUCCUCGACGUCCAUUACCACAUCCGUGGCCAAUACUAUCGUCCUCAAAAACUCGAAUGCAAGUUAAGACUCACAGCCUACUGCAGCGAUCGCUAAUUUAAAAGAAGGAGCGCCAUGAUUCAUCUAACCGGACAAAACCUAACCUCUAAAGAGGUCAUCCAGAACAUCUUCUCGCCUAUCGUCGGGGCCAUCAUAUCACCGCAAGCCGAAGAACUAUGCCAGAAGAACAAUCUGACCUUCGUGGAGAUGUUGCAGCCCUUUCUGAAGCUUUCAUCUGACGCGCACUUCCGGGACACGGCCGGCACAAGCGUCUCGAUCAAAGGUCUACGCAUAAACGUGUGCGAUGUCAACUGGCGCCCUCCGCAAACCAUUUUGGCCAAGAAGAUGCUCAACGAAUCGGUAACUUCGGCCGUCGAGAGAUGGCGUGAGACGUUCCUGACCGUGCAGUUCCCCUCGGAUCACGAGUUCACUAGACACCUGCUCUGUUCGCUGAUCGUGGUGUCCAGUAUCGACGUGAAUCCGCUGGAGGUGGCCGGUCAGCUGACGAAGAAAAUCCAAAUGAUGCAGAACAUCACGCCACCGCGGCUGCCCAAGUGGUUCUCGGCCGAUUCGUUGAACUGUUACGUGAUGCUGCACGACGGGUGUUCCGGCGACAUUGGGAAGUAA